AUGCAGCCCCCGGCCCUCGAGGGGCUCCUGGCUCCGGGCGGCUUCGCGGGCGGCCAGCCCCGGCCGCUGCUGCCUCCCGCUCCUCCUCCUCCUCCUCCUCCUCUCGCUGCUGCCGUGGCUCCCGGCCUGCCGCCCCCCGCCGGGAUGAACCCCGGCUUCGCCCCGGAGGCGCCCCCGGAGCCCCCCAAGCCCCCCCCGGGCUCGGCCGCCUCCUCCUCGGCCCCGCUGCCCUACGGCUACUUCGGCAGCGGCUUCUACUCGUGCCGCGUGGCCCGCGGCUCGCUCAAGCCCCCCGCGGGCCCCCAGGGACCCUUCCCCGGCCCCGAGAAGUUCCUGGAGCCCCCCGGCGCCGGCGAGGAGUUCCCGAGCCGCCCGGGCGAGCUCGCCUUCUACCCGGGCUACGGCGCGCCCUACGCGCCCCGUGGGCGGCUUCCACCUGGACGUGGCCGUGCUGGGCGAGCCCCGCGCCGAGGCGCGGCUGCCCCCCGAGCCCGGGGGCUGCCCCCCCCGGCCUGGCACGGCUGGGCCGGCCCGCUGUGCUGCGCCAAGGAGCAGGGCCAGCCCGGCUUCCUGCUGAAACCCGCCUUCGCAGAGGCGGCGGGCCCGUGUCCCGCGGAGGGCUGCGCGCUGCGGCGCGGCCGCAAGAAGCGCGUCCCGUACAGCAAGGGGCAGCUGCGGGAGCUGGAGCGCGAGUUCGCCGGGAGCCGCUUCAUCAGCCGCGAGCGCCGCCGCCGCAUCGCCGCCGCCACCGGGCUGAGCGAGCGCCAGGUCACCAUCUGGUUCCAGAACCGCCGCGUCAAGGACAAGAAGCUGCUGGCCAAGGGCAAGGCCAGCGCCGGCGGCACGGCCUGA
Molecule: messenger RNA, 852 nt
Organism: Passer domesticus (house sparrow)
Lineage: Eukaryota; Metazoa; Chordata; Aves; Passeriformes; Passeridae
Product: homeobox protein Hox-B13-like
Biological process (GO): regulation of transcription by RNA polymerase II
Molecular function (GO): DNA-binding transcription factor activity, RNA polymerase II-specific; RNA polymerase II cis-regulatory region sequence-specific DNA binding
Source: RefSeq, a predicted model, not a curated record